Molecule: messenger RNA, 1216 nt
Organism: Brachypodium distachyon (stiff brome)
Lineage: Eukaryota; Viridiplantae; Streptophyta; Magnoliopsida; Poales; Poaceae
Product: probable protein S-acyltransferase 15
Exons: 7
Coding region: 79-888 (269 amino acids)
Molecular function (GO): palmitoyltransferase activity
Source: RefSeq, a predicted model, not a curated record
AGGGCCUUGGCGGAAGCUCGGGAAGGGGCCCCGAGAAGGAAGGGGACGACGACGGACGAGCGACCUCGCCGGCCGGAGAUGGCGCGCAGGAGGGGCGUCGCGGCGGCGGCGGCCUCGCCGGCCGUUCUGGCGGCGGUAUCCGCGAUGGGUCUGGGGUACUACUCCACGGUGUUCGUCUUCCUGGACCACUGGCUCGGCCUCGGCACGACGGCCGGCGCCGCCCACGCGGCGGCUUUCUCCCUCGUCGUCGCCGCCUGCUUCUUCUCCUUCCUCUGCGCCGCGGCCGCGGACCCAGGCUCCGUGCCCGCCGCCUUCUCCCCCGACGCCGAGGACCCGCAGGGGCUGAAAUCAAGGUACUGCGACAAGUGUUGCAUGCACAAGCCUGUUCGAACCCACCAUUGUAAGGCCUGCAAAAGGUGUGUUCUGAAAAUGGAUCACCAUUGUGUCUGGAUUAACAACUGUGUGGGCUAUGCAAACUACAAACCCUUCAUCAUCUGCAUCCUGAAUGCAACUAUAGGGUCUCUUUAUGCAUCGGUGAUAUUUCUAUGUGAUCUCUUCCAAACAGAGCAUGACUUUGGUAUUCUUUAUGUGAAGGCCAUCCACAUCUUGGCCGGUGUUAUCUUAUUCUCCUUGUGCUUGAUAAUAGGUUCUCUAUUAUGCUGGCACAUCUAUCUUAUAUGUCAUAACAUGACUACCAUAGAGUACCGAGAAGCAUUUAGAGCGAAGUGGCUCGCGGAGAAGAGUGGACAGAAGUAUCGCCACCGGUUUGAUCAAGGCACAAUGAAGAAUAUUCAAAUGAUCAUGGGUCCAAACAUUCUCUGCUGGCUUUGUCCCACUGCAACAGGACACCUAAAGGACGGCACCGAGUUCCAAAACACGAACAACUGAUCAAGAUGAAGAACAGCAUUGCCACAUAUACACAAUAUGCAGAUGUACAAUUUUAUUUGGUGACCAAAUUGAUCACUUAUGAGUUGUGACAUUGGCUUGUUAUCACUAGGCAGAUGUAGAGAGCUUGGAAACUGUCCACGAUAUUGUAACAGCAUGUAAAGUUCAACUUUAUACACGUGUGUAGAGUGGCUUGAGUUUAAGCAUUCUUUUAUGUGUUCAUAUUUAUACAGAAUUGUUCGAUUGCAAAUGUAACCAGAAUGUGUAUAUCACAAAUUGGCCUUUGAAAUGGCACAUCAUGGGUAUGGAAAUGUCAAAGCUUUGUUUGAUA